Messenger RNA from Bactrocera neohumeralis, 2537 nucleotides. RefSeq lists its product as uncharacterized. Lineage: Eukaryota; Metazoa; Arthropoda; Insecta; Diptera; Tephritidae. Gene Ontology annotation, biological process: regulation of Toll signaling pathway; central nervous system formation; innate immune response. Gene Ontology annotation, cellular component: extracellular region. The transcript is spliced from 10 exons. The coding region runs from base 781 to 2277 and encodes 498 amino acids. Gene Ontology annotation, molecular function: Toll binding; growth factor activity. The record is from RefSeq and is a predicted model, not a curated record.
AGAGCGCUUAAGUACAAUUUGAAGCUGCUGUCGCUUUGAUUGCGUGCGAUAGUCUCCGCAAUCGAGAAGAAUAACAAAAGCCAGCAAUCAGCGUUGGACUUGAAACUCGGAAGCUCGGUCGAAGCUUUGUUGUGGCGUCCACGGUCUACUCACUAUCAGUCGUGGCCACAGCUGUGACGGUUGAACAAGCAACGCUCGGCGAACGGAGCUCGAUCAGUGCCCAACGAUUAGCGUGCAAAGCAAACAACAACGGAUCACGCUGCCGAUUUACAAAGCAAAAGUGAAAAACAAAUAAAAUAAAAGCAAAAUAAUAAUAAGCCGAUAAUUUAAUAAGCAGACAACAAAAAAACAAAAAAUUUAUGAAAAAGUGUAGUGAAGAGCAGCAAACGAAAUAAAAACACUUAAAUUUAGUUAAAGUAGGAAGCAAUAUAGCGUGUUUUUCGGGCUUCGGUUAUUUGUAGACGACACCGAAGCGUGUACAAACAAACGAAUAUCCAGUGGAAAUACCAGUCCAAGUGUGGAUUUAAGUUUUCGCUUGGGCGCACACGACGCACGUGUUGAUGUCGCGGAUGUGAUAAAAGCGCGCAGCUUAAACAGUUCGUGUACACGGCAUACUCAAGCUUCUGGGAAAUUCUAUAAAGUGUGCCAAAUUUGUAAAAAAAAAAAUCAAAAAUAUAAAAUCCGUUUUUGUGCUGUGCACCAAGUGUGCCUUGUGUCUUGAAUACUCUGCCUAAUUUAUUGCUGUGACAAAGCGUACUGCGCUGAUUCAGAAGUCUAAAAAUGUCCCACACAACUUCUUGGUGCUCGCGGCCGGCUUUGCCGCUUUUGUUCUUCACUUAUUUGUUUCUGAUAGUUAGCCCAAUUGCUGGCUAUACUUACGAAUAUCGCGCAAAUCGACAAAAACGCUCGCCCAAUGAAGCUAAGAAGGUAACAAAAGAUUUCGAAGCGAACUUGGAUCGAAUUUUUAAAAUUGGUAGUGAUACGGGACUUGUACUUUUCAACGACACAUCGCAAUCGGCACAAACAGAUGUUAUGUUUAAAGUGCAAAGAUCACCCGACGGCAAACUGAACGUGAUUUUUAACGAUUUUCUCAUUUUCCAGACGACAACUGCAGGUACACCCACCAAUAACAACUACAAUAAUAACCAAAAUACACAACACAACAAUCGCGACAAUGACGCGAUUAUCUUUUCCGAUGAUGGGUAUCUCUGCAGAGAAAGACUGAAGGGGAAACCCUAUUGUUUGGACGUGCCAAAUUAUUUGGAGUCUUCGCGGUUGGAUAAAAUUGAUGAGGACAAUUUUGAGAAAUUCAAAUCAUAUUUCAAAGACGAUGUCGUGCCACCGCCAGACAUAACGCAACGUAUGAACUCGGACCCGCAGGAGGAGUACUAUUGCAGCAGCAGAUCGCAUUUAAUAUAUCCGAAAUCCGCGGAAACGAUGGAAUCCAAAUGGCUGUUGGUCGUGCAACACGAGAACCACAAGCAGGGUAUUUUAGUGGAACAGUGCGACGAAGAGGAGAAGCCCUGCCGAUUUCAGGAGUUGCUGCCGAAAUUCUACACAUCGCGUUGUAAGCAGAAUUACAUCUAUAGAACUAUGGUUGUGUCGGUCGACGGCAAGCUGCGUGAGGAACAAGUAAAAAUGCCCAGCUGCUGCAAAUGUGUGUUGCGUUACAAGGGAUCAGAACACGUUGACGACGAACUACGUCCAGGACGACCAUCAACAUCAACUGAUUAUCAACACAUCAAUAAAGUGAAACUCUUAGGGACAGUUGCGAUUCCACCAAACAACAACAGCAAUGAAUCGAACAAUAAUACCGAAGUGGAAGUAGCCAACAAAACCGAUAGUGGCACUAUCAAUAGUUUAGAACAAACUAAAUUGGAUAACAUCAGUUCGGAAAAAUUGGCGCAGUUCAAAUUCAAAGAAGACUAUAUAGAGCAAGAGAGUUCGGCGCAUUUUACUGAUGCGGAUGAAAUAGAGAUGUGUCGUUCUGUAAGGAAGUUAAUAUAUCCGCAUAGGGCAAUGUCCAAGGAUUCAGAGUGGCUAACGAUCUUACAAACUGCGGAAAAUAAGCAAGGAAUUUAUGUGGAGCAGUGUGUUGAAGACGGUGAAAAAUGCAAAUUUGAUGAAGCUUUCCCAGUGGGCUAUAGCACAAGUUGCGUCCAGCGCUUCACCUAUCGGCCGAUGGUAGCACUCGUGAAUGGCGAAUUGAAGGAGGAACACAUAAAAUUACCACAUUCAUGCAAAUGCGUAUUAAAAUUGAGUUUGGGAAAGCAAUGAAGUCUAUAUUGAAAAUGAUAUACACUUCUGUGGACUUUGGAAUUGACAACGGUUUAUGAUUUUGAUUAACUUUCUAUACAUACAUAUAUAAUCGAAAAAAACUAAUUUUGUGUAAAUAUCGUAUACUCAUUUUAUAAGUACAUAUAUCAUUGUGGGGUAGUUUUAGUUUUCUGGUACAAACAAAAGCAAAUACGAAUCAAUUAUAAAGUUGUAAUAUUUAUAUAUAUUUUUAUAAUAUAUCACGUCAGCUGUAAAACGAA